Molecule: messenger RNA, 1554 nt
Organism: Plutella xylostella (diamondback moth)
Lineage: Eukaryota; Metazoa; Arthropoda; Insecta; Lepidoptera; Plutellidae
Source: RefSeq, a predicted model, not a curated record
CUGUGUCGGCACGACAAGGUGAUACUUACAAAAAUUGUAUGUGUUUUGAAGAAAUAAAACGUAAUCAGUGUGAAGAGUGUUUAUUAUUCGUUUAAAGUUAAUAUUUCAGAAGUUUCGGAUAGAAUCUGCCCACCGUAAAACAAAAUGUCUGAUGAUCGUGAUGCAAGUACCCCUGAGAUAGUAGAUCAAACCACGAAGAGGAAGAGAGCGGGCUCAAGCUCAACCUCGCCUCUCAGGAAGAAGCGUCAGAAGCGUCAUCAUAGUCAGUCUAUAGGUCCGGGGAGACGAUCAAGAUCUAGAUCUAACAUAUCACGAGAUCGUAGAGGGACACGAAAAUACCGACGUCGUCGUUCGCGGACUGAACACCAUCGCGGGACUAGACGUGUAGGUAGAAGCCGCUCCCGUUCCGGACACAGAAGGCGAUCUCGAAGGACGCGAGUGCGGACACGGAGGACAUCUACUUCGACUAGCUGCUCUACGCGUUGCUCCGAGAGAGACUCGACUUCUUCGUCGACUGCCAGCAGUUCAACUUCAAGCGAUGGCACUCAUAGUUCUCGCUCUAGUACCAAACACCCAAAAACUAAGCGAAAUCGUAAGAGAAGUCCACGUUCUGGCUCGAACCGAGAUAAAGAUCAUACAGUAAUGGAUAAACUUAUAGAUGCUUUAGGUAAACAUGGUCGCAAUACUUACGUAGGCGCUCAUGAUGUUAUAAGUACUUUUGAUCCAAGCCAGAAGAUGCAGUCAACAAAAGCUUGGCUCAGAAAAGUUAACGAGACCGCGGAAAUCUAUAAAUGGAGUGAUAAACAAACAGUUUUCCAUGCGUUACCGAAGCUUGCCGGUUUAGCCCGUACAUGGUACGAAAGCUUGCCUUCAGUCAAUUUAAAAUGGAAAGAAUGGCAACGCAAACUGCUUCAAACCUUUCCAGAUAACUGUAACUACGCAGACAAACUAUCAGAGAUGCUGGCGCGACGCAGUCGUAGAGAGGAAACGUUAGAAGAAUACUUCUACGACAAGGCAAAGUUAGUCAGUCGCUGCAAUAUCAAGGGAAAAGACGCGGUUGACUGCAUAAUACACGGAAUCUUUGACACAAACAUCAAGCUUAAUGCUCAGGGAGCAAACUUCAAAAGUCCUAACAAGCUGCUAAGAUACUUGCGUAAUAUUACGAUGAAGUACCAAAAGGAGGUCAAAAGGACGCCGGCACCAUCCAAAAUACCCGCUGUUACAAGAAAUAAUGACAUGUCGAAGAAUAAUAACUUUAAUAACGCCACUCGAAUUUGUUACAAUUGUUCGGAACCAGGUCACACUGCUCCUAGGUGCCGCAAAGAGCCACAGAAGUGCACUAAGUGUAAUCGCAUCGGGCAUGUUGCCGAUCACUGCAAGCGUGAACCUAAUACGGACAUCAAUAAGACGGUUAGUACAGACGAAGUUUCUAGUCAGUCUACAAAAGUUCUACUUAUUACUGCUAAGCGCGAUAGAAUCCCACAACCAGCAGCAGACAGUGGCAGUACACUCCAGAAGAACGAGAUAUAUGUACAAGUGUCGGUGGAAAUCUAG